Linnemannia hyalina is the source of this 744-nucleotide messenger RNA. The record is from the annotation of a GenBank genome assembly. Lineage: Eukaryota; Fungi; Mortierellomycota; Mortierellomycetes; Mortierellales; Mortierellaceae.
AUGCCAGUCGCAGACCCCAAUAGUCCUGAAGAGCUCCUCAAGAACGCCUACAGCGACAUCUUGAGCGACCCCUUUGAUGAUAAAUACGAGGACGCCUGGGAAGAAGACACCUACUGGGCCGCUGUCGAGUCCUUCAAGCUCAAAGUCAAGGAAAUCGGCAUUGAAGAUCCCUUUGAGAUCCUCAAAAAGUUCAGAAUUACCUCGUACGAGUCCAUCCGCGAUCGUCUCAAGGCGGGUCCGCCUGCUUGCUUCCGUGCUGGAUGGAAGAGCCCUUAUAUUGGAACCAAGGUCGAUCCUGCUGCUGUCAUUGCGCCUUUGAAACAUGUUAAUGGACCCGAGUUUAGUGGCAAGGAACGUGUUGUCGUCCUUGACUUUUGGGCCACCUGGUGUGGACCUUGCGUACGCGCAGGCCCUGAACUGUCAGAGUUGUCCGAGAAAUACGCUGGUCGUAUUGCGAUCGUUGGAGUGAACAACGAGAGCAUGUUCAGACCUAUGGACAAGGAUAUCUCGGUCGUGACUUCAUUCCUUGAAGAGCACAAGAAGGAGUUCCGUUAUACCAUUUACGUCGACAGCGACGAAGGACACGCCUGCGAGACCGUUUACAAGGUGUCAGAGUACAAGGCCAUCCCUUGUGUGAUUGUCAUUGUCGACGGAGUGGUGACCUAUGUAGGGGGACCUUACAAGGAGUUCCUUGCCGCCUUGGAGGCGGCUGUUGAGGAGCCUCUUUCUGUCAAGGAAGAGUAG